Lagenorhynchus albirostris (white-beaked dolphin) is the source of this 3207-nucleotide messenger RNA. It is a transcript of the gene KLHL12, whose product is annotated as kelch like family member 12. The coding region runs from base 240 to 1946 and encodes 568 amino acids. Gene Ontology annotation, molecular function: protein binding. The transcript has 13 exons. The record is from RefSeq and is a predicted model, not a curated record. NCBI's taxonomy places the organism in Eukaryota, Metazoa, Chordata, Mammalia, Artiodactyla, Delphinidae.
GCGCAGGUGAGUGGCCCGGGGGCGGUGGCCGAGGCCCUUCCCUCCCGUCCCUCCCACCGUCGUCCCCUCCGGGCGAGGAGGAGUCUACUGGCGUGCAGCGCCCCGACCUCCGCCUGCAGGCUGUCGGAAAUUGUCCUGGAAGCAAAUAAACAACAACAACAAAAAAAUAGUGUGACUAAAGCCUGUCAACAACCACGAAAAAUCCAAGGAUCCCUUUCAUUCUCUCUCCAUAUUGCCUGAUGGGAGGCAUUAUGGCCCCCAAAGACAUAAUGACAAAUACUCAUGCUAAAUCCAUCCUCAAUUCCAUGAACUCCCUCAGGAAGAGCAAUACCCUCUGUGAUGUGACACUGAGAGUGGAACAGAAAGACUUCCCUGCCCAUCGGAUUGUGUUGGCUGCCUGCAGCGAUUACUUCUGUGCCAUGUUCACCAGUGAGCUUUCAGAGAAGGGGAAGCCGUAUGUAGAUAUCCAGGGUUUAACUGCCUCGACCAUGGAAAUCCUGUUGGACUUUGUGUACACAGAGACCGUGCACGUGACGGUGGAGAAUGUCCAGGAACUGCUCCCUGCAGCCUGCCUGCUUCAGCUGAAAGGCGUGAAGCAAGCCUGCUGUGAGUUCUUGGAAAGCCAGCUGGACCCUUCUAACUGCCUGGGUAUCAGGGACUUUGCGGAAACUCACAACUGUGUUGAUCUGAUGCAAGCAGCUGAGGUUUUUAGCCAGAAGCAUUUUCCUGAAGUGGUGCAGCAUGAAGAAUUCAUUCUUCUCAGUCAAGGAGAGGUGGAAAAGCUCAUCAAGUGUGAUGAGAUCCAGGUGGAUUCUGAAGAGCCGGUCUUCGAGGCCGUCAUCAACUGGGUGAAGCACGCCAGGGAGGGGCGGGAAGAGUCUCUGCCGGACCUGCUGCAGUACGUCCGUAUGCCCCUGCUGACGCCCAGGUACAUCACGGAUGUCAUAGAUGCCGAGCCUUUCAUCCGCUGUAGUUUACAGUGCAGGGACCUCGUUGAUGAAGCAAAGAAGUUUCAUCUGAGGCCUGAGCUGCGCAGUCAGAUGCAGGGACCCAGGACAAGGGCGCGUCUAGGAGCCAACGAAGUGCUGCUGGUGGUCGGGGGCUUCGGAAGCCAGCAGUCUCCCAUCGACGUGGUAGAGAAGUAUGACCCCAAGACUCAGGAGUGGAGCUUUUUGCCAAGCAUCACUCGGAAGAGACGCUACGUAGCCUCAGUGUCCCUCCACGACCGGAUCUACGUGAUUGGCGGCUAUGAUGGCCGUUCCCGCCUCAGCUCAGUGGAGUGUCUAGACUACACAGCAGACGAAGAUGGGGUCUGGUAUUCUGUGGCCCCUAUGAAUGUCCGACGAGGCCUGGCCGGAGCCACCACCUUAGGAGAUAUGAUCUAUGUCUCUGGGGGCUUUGACGGAAGCAGGCGUCACACCAGUAUGGAGCGGUAUGACCCAAACAUCGACCAGUGGAGCAUGCUGGGAGACAUGCAGACGGCCCGGGAAGGCGCAGGCCUCGUGGUGGCCAGCGGGGUCAUCUACUGCCUAGGAGGAUAUGAUGGCUUGAAUAUCUUAAAUUCAGUUGAGAAAUAUGAUCCCCAUACAGGACACUGGACUAAUGUCACACCGAUGGCCACCAAGCGCUCUGGUGCGGGAGUAGCCCUGCUGAAUGACCAUAUUUAUGUGGUUGGGGGAUUCGAUGGUACAGCCCACCUUUCUUCUGUCGAAGCGUACAACAUUCGCACCGAUUCCUGGACAACGGUCACUAGCAUGACCACCCCGCGAUGCUACGUCGGGGCCACGGUGCUUCGGGGGAGACUUUAUGCAAUUGCAGGCUACGACGGGAACUCCCUGCUGAGCAGCAUCGAGUGCUACGACCCCAUCAUCGACAGCUGGGAGGUCGUGACCUCCAUGGGAACCCAGCGCUGCGACGCUGGUGUGUGUGUUCUCCGCGAGAAGUGACCGGUCCGACACAGUUUGCAGGGAACCAAGGAUCCUUUCCAGAAUGUCUGCUUCUCACUGUGUGCACAGGGUGAUUACAGGCACCAGUGCCGCGAUGAUUGUGCUUAUUUGACGCCCCUCGCACUGGUGGUUUUCCCCGAGGAGGGUGGGCUGCAGAUCCUCAGGGGAGGAGGCUGCACACUGAGUGGGUGUGGGAGGCCAGACCACCUCUCCUCCCGGCCGCGGGGGCACUCUCCCCUUGUUUCUGACUCAGCGUGCGCUUGGGAGAACAUACAUUUAAGUUGUGCCUCGCGUGUUGCAGAGAAUUAAGGUAUGAGCGCAGCGCCGGGGUGUGGGCGGUAUCCAGCCUCGAUCAUUGGAAGGGUACCAACUCUUGUUUCACAACAAUAAAUAUCUUUCCUAGUCUACAGGUAGCAGGGGCAACACAGUUCCGAUCUGGAGGGAAACAGAGGAAAGAGCCCUGUCAAAACUUUGGGGGCUGGGGACAGGGGGACAGGGUUGGCGUCAGAGCUGGGUGUAGAGUGUGGGAAGGGAGCUGGACGUGGUGGGAUGGGAGUGAACCUGCGACAGCCGGAAGGCUGAGGAGGGAGUGUUAUUUGAGGGUCUUUCCGUGGUCCCCUGGUACUUGUGGGUCCUGGGGACUGAGAGAGUGACAGAGCCAGCACAUGUUAGGUGAGCAGAGGUGGAGGAGAAUGGGCCUUCAGUGGGCCAGGGAUAAACCAGAAGUUCCUGUGAUUUCACAGUAGUCCUCCCUGCCGUGACUCAUCUAUACGGGGAAGGUCUUCCUCUGUUGAAGCAAGUGCUACUCACUCCACUGUUAUGCGUCCAUACUGUUUAGAGGGGGUGGGGGAGGGGCGGGGGGCAGCUGCCUAGAAGUUCAGCUGCCUCAUUACUCCCUCAUUCUUUUAAGAACAUACUUCUGCUAAGGUGUGGUUUUUACUGCUGUGUUUUGUACAUGUAGUUCUUUGCUAUUAGAAUCCCCCUUCCCUGUCUUUAAAGUGGAUUUUAUUCAUCCCAGGACAGAAUAAUCAACGACAACUAAACUCCUUUUGUUAGUUUCGGUACCCGCUGUCCCUCCAAGGCUCCCCUGUGCUGUGCAGUGACAUUCCUGCUCUGUGGGUAUUGGGAGUGUGGGGACGUGAUCACCUAAGGAAGGAUGCAUUUUCCCUUUGCUCUGAAAUUCCUUUUUUUCCUCUUUCCCUGAGUUGUACUGACCUCAAGUUCAUUUGUUUGUAUUUUUUUAAGAAAAUAUUGAAAAUCA